UGAAAUAUCGAAGCGCGGACGGAAGAGCAAUGGCGUCGACGGGGAUGGUUACCGCUCAGAUAUCCAACUUACAUGCAGUCACCGACCUGAAGAAGACUUUCCCUUCUUUCUCUUCCGGUAGCCUUAAGUUGGGUUCAAGUAUAGCUGAUAAGCAGAUCUUAUCUUGGUCGGGUCAUCAGAAAUCUGGGCACAGACAUAGAUCUGUCCGUGUAUAUGGUCUAUUCGGAGGAAAGAAAGAAAACAAUGAGAAAGGUGAAGAUGCACCUUCCAAGGCUGGAAUUCUAGGGAACAUGCAGAAUUUAUAUGAGACUGUGAAAAAAGCACAAAUGGUUGUCCAGGUUGAGGCUGUGCGUGUCCAAAAGGAACUUGCUGCGGCAGAGUUUGAUGGUUACUGUGAGGGUGAGCUGAUAAAGGCAACACUGUCUGGAAACCAACAACCUGUGCGCAUAGAGAUCACUGAGGCAGCAAUGGAAUUAGGUGCAGAGAAACUUUCUUUGUUAGUUAAUGAGGCAUACAAGGAUGCACACCAGAAAAGUGUCCAGGCAAUGAAGGAAAGGAUGAGUGACCUUGCUCAAAGCUUAGGAAUGCCUCAAGGUCUUAGUGAAUGAUUAAAGCAGUGAUAAUUUCCUUUACUGUCAUCUUAGAUGAGUUUCAAUUUUGUGUACAAACCGUGCAAAAAUGCUCAUUUCUACUUUCAACUUUCUUUUUAACUUCAUUUUUCUUCUUUUUAAUGAAGUUUGUGUUCCCAACUUUGGGUUAGAACAAGUUUGUUUAGUUCAUUAACAAUCCAAAUUGAAAGUGACAAAAAUAUUCAGAUAUGGUAACAUGUUCAAUCUAUAUGUGAUUAGUUCAAACUUUACUGACAAGCUCUUCUGACUGUUGAAAAUAGAACUUCAUGAUCUCCUCUGACUGUUGCACAGAUGUACUCAAGGUUUGGCCUGCUAGCUACCAAUUACCAGUACUAUCUUCCAAAUCCCCCCUAACAUGCAGUCAAAUUACCCUCUACAAUAGUUCUUGUAAAUAAAUAAGUUUCAGAUGA
This is a messenger RNA of Rubroshorea leprosula, 1039 nucleotides long. NCBI's taxonomy places the organism in Eukaryota, Viridiplantae, Streptophyta, Magnoliopsida, Malvales, Dipterocarpaceae. The record is from the annotation of a GenBank genome assembly.